GGUUUUAUUUCUUUUACUACUACAAGUCACAAAACUAAGCUUAGCUAGCAAUCCAAAGCCAUGAAAUACAAUGAGAUAUCCCACUUCAGCCAUCCUCAACACAAGCUCAAGUUUGAGUACACAGAAAUCCCAUUCAACUGUGAUGGUUGCAAGGAGGUCGGCAUCGGCUCGUGCUACAAGUGCUCGACGUGUGACUUCGACCUCCAUAUGCACUGUGCCAUACCUACCCCUUCCAUCUUCCACCCUUUCUACACCAAGUGCUCAUUCCAGUUCCUCUCAAGGCCGCCCGGUGAUAGCCCUCGCUUUUGCAAUGCGUGUGAGAAGGAUAUAACCGGGUUCGUGUACCAUUGCAAGUCCUGCGGGUUCGACCUUCACCCGUGUUGCGCAAAGCUCCCCAUGGUGCUCGACGAUGGGGAGGUCAAGCUCUAUCUGUAUCGAAAAGUGAGUAGCUCUUGCCAUAGGUGCGGGCGUAAAGGACGGAGUUGGAGUUACAGAUCAAAAUGUAAGGAGUAUAAUUUGCAUGUGGCAUGUGUGAAGGAAAUGCUUGUGGAAACUUGGCAUGAGUUUUUGGGGUCGCAUGGUAAUAAAAGCAACAGCAGUAGAAAAUUGGAGAUGACCAGAAUUCCUAGCCUGAAGAAUACACUUCAGAAUCAUCACCGUCGGAGCAAAGGUAAGGUGAAGAAGUGUUGUGAGAUGGCAGGAUUGGCUGUGCAAUUUGUGAUAUCAGCAGUUUUAGGCGAUCCAACGACUCUGAUUGCUGGGGUUAUUGGGAAUUUCAUGUCACGAGCCUGAUGCGUGGUUGAUGAUGGGGUACGUGAUUGAUAGCAGCAUUUGGAGGAUAAAAUUGUUGUACUGUUAGUAAAUAUCACCUGGCUUACAGACAUGGUUUUGAAUCAAAUCAUUUAAAGCAAAAUAAUUAAAAACGAGUCUUCUUAAGCCAGCGUGAAGGAGACCCUUUUUAAUUAAAAGAAAAGAUUCUAUUAUCUUUUCUCCCAACCGAUAUUUCCACCAAAUCUCAUGUUGCAUUCACAUUCUCUAAUUGGGUAAUUCCCAAUUCAAAUUCCCUUUUUUCUCUAACCCCACCCAACCGAUCCCCAGUCCACCACCAGUUGUUGCACACCUCCACUUACCUCCUCUUCAUGACCACCACCAUGGUUCAUUUCUCUCAAAUAUCCACCACCACUUAAUCCCCUAAUUUCUAAAUUUAAGUAAGUUUUAUAUUUAGUCUGAAUUAAUCAUAUAGAAUGUUAAAAUUUAUGUGUAUUGUGUGGAAGUUUUAAUUCAUAAUAGAUUAUAGUUAUUGUUAA
Malus domestica (apple) is the source of this 1307-nucleotide messenger RNA. RefSeq lists its product as uncharacterized. NCBI's taxonomy places the organism in Eukaryota, Viridiplantae, Streptophyta, Magnoliopsida, Rosales, Rosaceae. The record is from RefSeq and is a predicted model, not a curated record.